This is a messenger RNA of Peronospora matthiolae, 603 nucleotides long. Lineage: Eukaryota; Oomycota; Peronosporomycetes; Peronosporales; Peronosporaceae. The record is from the annotation of a GenBank genome assembly.
AUGCGAUGCGCGAGCAAGGCCGCCGAGAGAGCUUCCGCACGUCUCUGUGCGGACGCCGAAGCAGAAACCACAGCAACUGAUGUCUCAUCGGUUGCUGAAGCGACUCAUCAUGUGUCACUUGGUGAUGCAGGCGCUGGUCAUGAAGACACUCAUGUCUUCACAGAGUAUGAGCUCGGUGUCUCAUACUCUCCCGAUACGGAAGACGGAUCCGUAUCGACGGCGAUCGAAUCCAAGCCGCCUGCCAAGCGUGGCAUGGAUGAAGCUAUGCGUCGUAGCAUCUUUGGUUCAUCUGAUGAAUCAGAUGAACAAUCGCCGAAGCGAAGGCGCUCGAGGUCGCAAGACUCGGGCGCUAACAGUGGUGUCGGUUCUCCUAUGGACACCACUUCGCAACGAGAUGCCAGUCCUUCUGUCGGCACGUCGCAGGAAGAGCGGGACCGCAGUGUCUUUCGUCUAGCUCCUGAGAAGAAGGCAUGGAUGCCUCCUAAAUUUGUCAUGUAUUACUUGUCGGCGACGACGAGUGAUCGUUAUCGAACACGGUUGUUCGAUUCGUCAAGGAUCCAUCACCUUGACCCCAGCGCGAAAAACUAUCGCGCUGAGAAUUAA